AUGAGUCAUAUUCCAGGAGUAUUGUUCUUCUGGAAAGAUCCGGAAAGACCAAUUGAUAUGACACUUCUCCAGUCAGAUCAGUCCAAGAGUUUUGGUGCUUGGGAGAAUGGUCACACCUGUCCUGAAAGGGAUAAUUACUUGACAAAGGUGUCAAGAAUGGCUGUGCGCUCACCUGCUGAUAGAUCAGUAGCUUCCUCCCCUGCUUGUGGUGGUUUCACUCCUUCUUGUGAUAGUCAUUUCUCUGUUUGUGGCAAUUCUUCCCCUGCUUGUGGUGGUUUCACUCCUUCUUGUGAUAGUCAUUUCUCUGUUUGUGGCAAUUCUUCCCCUGCUGGUAGUUCCUCAACGUCGUGGUCAAUGGACCAAGAUAACACAAGUGCUUUGGCCAAGAUGGCCUUGAAUUGUAAGGACAAUCAUAAAGACAUGGUCAUUAAAAAAGAUUUUAAGAACGUGAGCACUAAUAUUACCUUUCCCAUUCUGGUAAAUAAUUCUAUUAGAACCAUCGCCUUGUUGGACUGUGGCGCCACAUUCAGUUCUGUGGAUAAGAAUUUUUGUUUACAGAAUAAAAUAUCUAUUAAUUAUGUAAAUCACAUCAACAAAGCCUUAGUGAACAAUUCCAAUGUUCAUAAGUAUUUUAUUCGUUUGGCUGAUAGCAAUACACAUAUUAAAAGAAUUGGCACUUGUGUGUUCAGUGUAACUUGUAAUAGUAAGACUAUUCAGAGAGAAUUUGAAGUGAUAAACUUAACUAAUAGUUAUGAGUAUGAUUUCAGUAUUGGCACUGAUUAUAUGUCCACUCUGGGUAUUGAUAUUUAUGGUUUACCUCUAUCAUAUGAUGAUGCUGAUUCAAGUGAAGAACGUAGAGAAGCUGAUAGAUGCUUCAAUAACAAAAGUGAUCUUCUUAAAUCCCUAGAGAGAGAGAAUGAAUAA
This is a messenger RNA of Phycomyces blakesleeanus NRRL 1555(-), 924 nucleotides long. RefSeq lists its product as hypothetical. The transcript has 2 exons. NCBI's taxonomy places the organism in Eukaryota, Fungi, Mucoromycota, Mucoromycetes, Mucorales, Phycomycetaceae. Bases 1 to 924 code for a protein of 307 amino acids. The record is from RefSeq and is a predicted model, not a curated record.